AUGGUCAGACUCACUGAAGUUGAGGACGAGCACUUCGCCCAAGAGAAGCCUCAAGCCACCAAGAGCAACGUUCUCCUUACCUCUGAUGAUGAAGAGGAGGAGGAUGACUACACUGACACCGAAUCCGAAAUCUCUGACGACUCCGACAUUGAGCUCGAGAGCGAGUCUUUCGCCGAUCGUCUUUCGGCCUUGCAAGACAUUAUCCCUCCCUCCGCCCGUCGCACCUUCAACACCACCGUCUCUACAGUUACUUCCCUCACAAAGUCCAGCAUCACCUUCAGCGGUAAGGCAUUGUGGAUCAUCAGCACCAGUGCCUUCCUGCUCGGUGUCCCAUGGGCUCUUGCCUACGCCGAAGAGGAGCAAUACAUCCAGCUCGAGCGCGAGCAGGGCAUGAUCAGAGGAGCCAACGAGAUGAUCGCCCCUGGUGCCGAGGAGAACAAGGAGGCCCAGCCCUCUCUGUAA
Molecule: messenger RNA, 462 nt
Organism: Aspergillus wentii DTO 134E9
Lineage: Eukaryota; Fungi; Ascomycota; Eurotiomycetes; Eurotiales; Aspergillaceae
Product: mitochondrial import receptor subunit TOM22
Exons: 3
Coding region: 1-462 (153 amino acids)
Biological process (GO): intracellular protein transport
Cellular component (GO): mitochondrial outer membrane
Source: RefSeq, a predicted model, not a curated record